CGCACGUGCGCAGCUUAGAGGGAACAUUGGUGGUGAGUUGUGGGCGUUUCAAACCAGGCUUUGGAGCAGUGUUUCGGAGGCUCGACACACCGUCAAAACAUCAUAAACAUAUCAAACUUACCAUUCUCGGAAGAAGAAGAGAGAAGAAGAAGAAAGCACAGAGUUGAGUCAGAUGUUUCUCGUGGAAGUUGAGCACGGAUGACCAGCGCCCCGAUGAAAUUUCUGCUUCUUUCUUUCAGAGUCCCUUUCGACUGUAAUGGCGGCGUUACGACCAUCGACUGUCCUGACGGGAGUAUUUAUCUUCUAUCUACUGGGACAUCUUUACUGUGAAGGCCAAAAAGAGGUCAAAGUCAGACGAGGAGAAGAUGCCACUCUGGAGUGUUACGGUCCCAGUGGUGCUACUGACAUACUGUUAAGGUGGACCAAACCUGACCUGCAGACAGAAGAUUAUGUCAUUUACUUAAAAGAUGGUCAUUUUCAGGAACACCUCCAGAAUGACUUGUUUAAAGGUCGGGUGGAGCUGAAGGAUUCAAAAUGGAUGACGAAUGGAAACUUCUCAGUGAUUCUCCAGAAUGUCACCAUGGAGGAUUCUGGAACAUAUGAAUGUGAAGCAGCAUACAACAAUCAGCCAGUUCAGCUUUUGAACAGAACCAGCCUGAUGGUAGAAGAACCAGGUCAGACAGGAGGACAAAGUGGAGAUGGAGGGGAGGAGGCUGGAGUAAAGGAGAGUGGUUCUGUUGGACUGAUAGCUGGUCUGAUAGUUCCUGCUGUGCUUGUUAUUGUUGGUGGUGGUGCUGUUUUUAUCUACAGAACAUAUAGACGUAGACAAAAUCCAGAUUACCAGCCCCCUGAGGAUCAGGGGCUUUGAAAUUUUAUCAGUGGCUUCCAAACUGAACUGUGAGUCCUGCUGCUUGUUUCAGAUUCACGAAUAGCCAGUUCAACAUUCAGAGUGACUGAUGUUCUGAAGGCAGACACAGUUAACAAUGUAAAAUUAAAUUAUGGAUGAUGAAAUUGAAGUGGAAUUCAACAAUUUUUAAGAAACAAUGUUUUUUUUAGUCUUAAAACAAAACUAGUCAUAGUCAUGAAAACAUUGAUCAGUCAGGAGAUGAAAAGAAACCUCUGACCUGUUGAGCCAUUCAAUGCAGCUUUAAUAUGAUCUGGAAUCUUUGGUGGCAGAUUUCCUUUCUCAUGUAUUGAUCACAUAUUUUACCAUAUCACUGUAACUGUAGAUUUACACUGUCACCAGUUGUAUGCAUGCCCACGACAAAUGGGCCUUAUGCUCUAUCACACCUACACACACACACACACACACACAGAGUGGGGCAUUGUAAGUUCAUGGGAGACGUUAAACAGAUAGCGAGACUCCUGCUAAUGAGGGAUAUAAAUCUUUAGGUCAUGGCUAAGCAGAAGGCAAGGUCAUAAUUCUCUCUCUGUGGGGGGGAAGGUUUCAAGGAAAUUUUGAGCUGAAGGUAUAGACUCAUGUGACAUGCUAAGGAAUUUUCUUUGUGUGUGAGUUUGGUAAAAACAAUAUAAGAUGAGCAACCCCAAGCAAAAUUUCAGAGAUCACCCUGGUGUUUGGCUGGGAUGUUUCUCUCCACAUUGCAAUGUGUUUAUUAAACCCACUUCAAAUAAUGUUCACAAAGGGAGUGCUGCAGGUUAUUGUGAAAAUUUCCAUAACAAAUCAGUCCAAAGAAAAUAAAACACUGAUGUUUGGGUGUGUGAAUGAACCCACUGCAGGUAACAACAGGUGUAACACAGAAACCUAAAAAAACCCCAAAAAACACUGAAACUGAGUUAAAGUGAAACGUGUCUGAGCCUGUCCCUGUGAAACAGAGUUUGGAGCCUGCAUCAUUGUUUUAGUCAGAAUAAAGUGCUGAAUAACCAAAUGUUGUCAUGACUUCCUUCUACAUAGAGGACAGGACAUUUUUAGGGCCCAGCAGCUUCAGAAGUACUGAGAGCAGUGGCUGUGUUUGUGGGAGGUGCUUAAAUGAAAAGAGCCCAGGCAGCAGGUUUAACAGGUCUUUGCACUCAAACAUGAAGUCUGAUUCAAUACAACCUCGACAUACUCCCACAGUAUACCAUUACUAAGCUACAUUUUCAGUUCACUCCUCUGUGAAUGUUUUAAAAGAAAACUAAAAACAGUAAUUUCUUUCAGACAAAAUGUGCUGAUAAGGUGGGAUAGGAAUUUUCCAGACUGCUGUGUCAUAAUAUUUGAAGUCCUGUUUGAUUUUUCUUCUCUAGAAAUAUAAGAGCAUUUCAUCAGGAGGCACAAACCUGCAGCUUUGUGAUUUCAUUAAUAUAAGACAAACAUUUAAUAUUUCACAGGUAUAUUUGAGUCUAACUGGUCCUUGUGCUUCAAAUUUAAACACUUUCAUUUAGAUUUAAAACAUCUACAAAAGUCUGGGGCAGUGAAUUAAAGAUAAAACAUGUUUGUAAAAACAGAGAGUAGAAAAAAAUGACGUGAUCAACAGCUGAGACAGUGGAAAAACCGACUUCCUUCUACCCGUCCUUCCUCUUACCUGCUCACCUGUGACUUCUGUAAGCAGGCUGUACACUUUAAUGUCUGUGCCGCCUGGUGGUCAGUACAGGUACUACAUCAACCCCUACCUCUCACCAGACCUCAAACUAAGAGCAAAUACACACUUCAAAACUGGGUAAAACAUGAUUCAGCCUCUGAUUAUUAUCCACCAAGGCUUUAAUUAUUUGUCAUCUAAUAUUAAAUUUUGUUUUAAAUCAGUGAGUGUUUUAUGAUAUUGAUCUGUUAUUUUUUUUUCUCUGUCUUAAAUGCUUCUUGGGGACACAUGACAUAAAAGAAUUAAUGAAUAAAAAAAAUUUUAAUCUCAAAAGCUUCCUAGAAAUGUUUGAGUUAUCGCUCAGAAGAGAUCGAAGCAUCAGCAACAUUUGUAGUAGAAAACAACUUUAUUAUUUUUCCAAUGCUUUUUUUGGUUUGUACGUUUCAUCACAGUUAGUUGUCGACUAACCAAAUUUUUAGAGGCACACAAUCACAAAUUUAGCCUAUUAUCAUCUUCAUUUACACUUUUGUCUUCUCUUUUAUCUUUAAAAACAAACGCUAGACUUUAGAAAAUAAAA
This is a messenger RNA of Oreochromis niloticus (Nile tilapia), 3090 nucleotides long. RefSeq lists its product as uncharacterized. Gene Ontology annotation, molecular function: signaling receptor binding. Lineage: Eukaryota; Metazoa; Chordata; Actinopteri; Cichliformes; Cichlidae. The record is from RefSeq and is a predicted model, not a curated record. The transcript has 5 exons. Gene Ontology annotation, biological process: regulation of cytokine production; T cell receptor signaling pathway. Gene Ontology annotation, cellular component: external side of plasma membrane. The coding region runs from base 257 to 868 and encodes 203 amino acids.